Messenger RNA from Lentinula edodes (shiitake mushroom), 1378 nucleotides. RefSeq lists its product as uncharacterized. The record is from RefSeq and is a predicted model, not a curated record. NCBI's taxonomy places the organism in Eukaryota, Fungi, Basidiomycota, Agaricomycetes, Agaricales, Omphalotaceae. Bases 73 to 1251 code for a protein of 392 amino acids. Gene Ontology annotation, molecular function: nucleic acid binding. The transcript is spliced from 8 exons. Gene Ontology annotation, cellular component: nucleus.
GGCUGAGUAUAUCAAGGCCAUCGUGUGCGCAGUUUUUUGGCUUCGCUCUUUGCACUUAACCACCACAAGAACAUGGUUGUUCCCGUUGUUACAGGCUAUUAUCGCUACACCGACAUUUGGUUUGAGUGGCACAAACAGUGUGGCGAGGAUGGAGAGGUCCUCAAAGCCAUAUUGGCGCAUGAUGCACUUGUCAGUCCUCAGCACCCACUCCACGUUGACGGAGUCGAGGGCGUCCAGUUGUAUAUCGGAACUCUGAAAUCGGGUGAAACACGUCUGAUGUUUUCAUCCAAACAAGUAGAAUAUGUGCGGUACUGGCUCCAUGCAGUCGGCUUAACCAAGGAACCAAUCGGUCUGCCUUAUUCCGAUUGCCUAUUACGUUUGCAAGAUCUUCGCGGCGUCUCGCCUCAAGCGUUCAAAACAGGCGGGGAGCUCAAAACUGCUACUAAGAAAAUCGAGAAGAACAAUAAGAACAUCAAGAAAUCUAAUGAUCCUCCUUUGACUUUUCGUCGUUCAUCCUUUGAAACAGUCCGGAAGCUAUGGCAGAACAAGAUUGGUAUCUGGUGCUCCAUUGACUUUGAAUCUUGGGAGAGGGAUCAUACAGUUAUGACCGAAUUUGGUUGGUCUCGUAUCCAUUGGGAAGAUAAUCAGGAAAUUCGAGAAGAAGGGCAUAUUAUUGUCAACGAGAAUCAGAAGUAUACUAAUGGAACAUAUGUUUCUGAAAAUCGCAAGAACUACAAAUGGGGUCAAAGCGAAGUCGUAUCCAAAAAAGAGUUCAAAUCUCGCAUCCAAAAUAUGCUGAGUGACCUCCGACGUAAUGACCACACCUUUUUGGUUUUCCACGAUGCAAAAGAAGACAUUGAUUAUAUGAAAUCCGCUAUGGUUGAGGCAGAUCUGACUGGUUUGUCGUACACCUUACCAGAUGGUCCUUCCCCCAAAAGUGGAGUAUUCGUUGUGGACACUGCUGAUCUUUUUGGCGGACUACAAGGCGAGGGGACGAGAAACCGAGGUCUGGAGCAAGUGUGCAACCAACUUCAGAUCAAGACUGAGUUCCUUCACAAUGCUGGCAACGACGCACAUUAUACCCUCGAAGCUUGCAAAGAAAUGGCUUGUGGUGAUUCCCUUGACCUUCAACGUGAAAAGCGCUGGCCUAGUAAGACUACACCAGGCACUAUUACGGUGAAUAUCGAUGCUUUAGAGCAGGAGGAAGAUGCCUCUGACGAAGAGGGUUUGUUCAUGAGUGCUUUGAGUUGAAGAAAACGGUUCGAAAAGGAAGCGUUGUACGUGUCUCUGGACUCUUUGCUGUCUUGGAAUGCUUUGUAUCUAUAUGCGUAGUAGUAGUGCCUUUUAUGAUCAUUCAAUUUCUUGCUGCGGUGAGAAA